Messenger RNA from Trichechus manatus latirostris (Florida manatee), 528 nucleotides. It is a transcript of the gene EDN2, whose product is annotated as endothelin 2. The transcript is spliced from 4 exons. Bases 88 to 528 code for a protein of 146 amino acids. The record is from RefSeq and is a predicted model, not a curated record. Gene Ontology annotation, biological process: regulation of vasoconstriction; regulation of systemic arterial blood pressure by endothelin; intracellular calcium ion homeostasis. Gene Ontology annotation, molecular function: endothelin B receptor binding; hormone activity. Gene Ontology annotation, cellular component: extracellular region. NCBI's taxonomy places the organism in Eukaryota, Metazoa, Chordata, Mammalia, Sirenia, Trichechidae.
CGGGCUCAGCUUUGCUCAGCCGCAGGACGCUGGCAACAAGCUCUCCCUGCUCCGGUCGAUCCAGCCAGCGCUCGCUCAGCCACCGCCAUGGUCGCCGUGCCCACUGCCUGGUGCUCGGUAGCUCUAGCCCUGCUUGUGGCCCUGCACGAAGGGAAGGGCCAGACAGCUGCAGCCACAGAGCAGCCUGCGCCCUCAGCCCGUGCCUGGGGCGCCCACCUUCGGCCUCGGCGGUGCUCCUGCAGCUCCUGGCUCGACAAGGAGUGUGUCUACUUCUGCCACCUGGACAUCAUCUGGGUGAACACUCCAGGACAGACAGCUCCUUACGGCCUGGGAAACCCGCCAAGACGCCGGCGCCGCUCCCUGCCAAGGCGCUGUGAGUGCACCAGCGCCAGGGACUCCACCUGUGCCACCUUCUGCCAUCGAAGGCCUGGUAGGGACAUUUCUGCAGCCAAGAUCCACCUUGCCAGGCAGCACCAGAAGACAGCAAGGGAGCCUAGGCUCACACACCCCAGGUGGAGGAAGAGAUAG